UGAGCCAACUCUGGGUCCAGCCAAGUGGAUGCCCCUCCAAUCUGCCGUUUCUUGACCAGGACGAAGAAAAUAAUAAUAAGUCUCUUGAUCUUCGUCAUCAUUAUCCGGUCUUUCUCUUUUCUUUCUUUUUUUUCUUUCUUUCCUUUUUCCUCUCUCUCUAGAGCGUAGAUCUAUUUCACCUCCAUCAUUUUUUUUAUUUUUUAUUUUUUCUUCUUCUCUGUUAUUUCUUCAGCUUCACAGAUAUCUCAAUAUGGCCAUCCUCGAGUCGGAAAAACGCCCGCGAGGCCUUCGUCUCCCCUCGCUUUCGGCCAUGAAAUCCAAGAAGAAAUCCCCAGAGCCCUCUCCUCCUGAAUCGCCUCCUGAUUAUGCUCCUCUCCCCGCUGGUUCUGGUGUUCCCGUGCGACCUGCUCGUCCAAACGAGAAGCAACUGCCUCCCAAUCCGCUAUCGUACCCAGCAGACUCAAUCCCCACCGAUAUGUCCGUCAAUCCGAAUGAGUACCAUCGUCAGAUUCUCCGGGGUGACUUUGAUUCUCCCUAUCCUCGUCCUCAAGUUCCUGUGAUCAGAGAACCAUCGGCGCCAGUGCAGCGAAAACCACCGCCGCUUCCAAAGCAACAACCGGUUCAAGCGCCUGUUCAACCACCCGUCCAAAUACCUGUUCAGGCACCGAUCCAAGUCCCGGUGCAGUCACCAUCGCGCCAGUCACCACCAAUCCAACAACCCGUCAGAAAACCUCUCCAAUCUCCUGUCCAAUCACCCCCGGUUAGCGACGAAGAAGCGAAAGAAGAUCUCGCAGUCGAAGAUUUUAUUCCCGAGCCCGAGCCGGAAAUUGAUACCGCCGAUGCACGGGCAGCUGCAGCUGCAGCUGCAGAUGUAGAUGCAGUCGCAGAGCAAACACCCAGCGAAGAAAGCGACAAUGGCCCCUGGACACCAGCGGAUUAUGACCCCGUCGCACCGCCUCUGGGCAAACUGCACUUUGCUUGCUACCAGGAACAUCGCUCGAUGCCCGUCGCUAAUAACCUCUGGUAUCCUUUGCCCUGCAUGACCUGCCACAAGUAUGACCGAGAGAUCCGGCAUCGCUGUGUCUUCUGCUCGUUGCGCAUUUGCGCCGAUUGCCAUCAGGGGUUGCAGAAGUGCCAAAAUCGUUCCUUGACGCAAUUUAUGGAGAGUCUUUCGUGAUCUCGACUGUUUUCAGUUUCUUCUUUCUUUCUGGCUUAUAGAUGGGAUUUGCUUUAUUAUUCGAAAUGGGCCAAUAUCUAAUGGGGAGAACAAGGUGGUUUCGGUUCAAGUCAUGAGCACUAUGAUGGUAUUUAUGGGUUUGAUAUUCUUUUUCAUUCAAAAUUGUACAUAUGGUUGUAAUAUUAUUGAUUAGCUUCUGUACAUUAUGAUAUCAUAAAAUUUUCUUUUCUCGC
Messenger RNA from Aspergillus wentii DTO 134E9, 1410 nucleotides. RefSeq lists its product as uncharacterized. The transcript has a single exon. The record is from RefSeq and is a predicted model, not a curated record. NCBI's taxonomy places the organism in Eukaryota, Fungi, Ascomycota, Eurotiomycetes, Eurotiales, Aspergillaceae. The coding region runs from base 251 to 1177 and encodes 308 amino acids.